Molecule: messenger RNA, 2601 nt
Organism: Exophiala viscosa
Lineage: Eukaryota; Fungi; Ascomycota; Eurotiomycetes; Chaetothyriales; Herpotrichiellaceae
Product: sphingomyelin phosphodiesterase
Exons: 2
Coding region: 180-2420 (746 amino acids)
Molecular function (GO): phosphoric diester hydrolase activity
Source: RefSeq, a predicted model, not a curated record
CAAAAGUACGAAUAAUACAUCCUAAAACAGCAACAAAACCUCAUCUUUACUCGCACUCGACUUGAGAUAAUAUGUCCCAACCAGUCUUCGUCGAAUCUGGUGGGAUUGAUCUUUCAUUGACUGAUUGACAUCCGGAAGGAAAACGGUCAAAACGCCGAAAACUCUGGUUCACACUAUCAAUGCCGGCAACUUCAAGGUUUGGAUCAAUUUUCAGGUCGACACUCUUCAUGUUCCUCACCUCCUUGGGUGCCCUUCUCGGGUACUGGAUGAUCCUGAAGCACACCUCUCUUGUUGCAGCGUUCGCGCCGACUCUAUCAAAUGCUCAAUCACCAUUCAUCAAACCCCCCGUGGCGUUGAACCCGAACCAUACAAAUAUCAUUGCGAGCGAUGUUAUUACACUCUUCUACAACGGCACGGGGCCAGUGCCUGACUAUGACGAGACAUCGCCAAUCCCGCCACCGAUCACGCCGUUCACCGAGUCGCAAAUCGAGGACUCACUUUCGAGCGAGCUACUGGCCAUCAAUAACACGUCCUUCUACCCAGACAACUGCUCCAAAUGCCUGGCUGCAACUCAAUUGCUGCAUGUGGCAGCUAUCAGCCAAUCAGUGUCGGUCUUCACGAAUGUACUGAUCAAAGCAUGCAAUGUAUUGCCUCUCAUCAAAUCCAACAUCCGAGCAUCUUCGUGCGAGUCCGAAUUUAGCGGUGUCGCUUCCUUCGGACCAUACCUUGCACAGAUGUUCGCGAAGAUGAGCCUUACAACUGGUGACAUGUACACUGUGUGCUCAAUACAGUAUCCCCUUUGCGAAGCGCUGCCGCCUAUGCUGAUUGACGAGAGUCUUUACUUCGACCCGAAGCCAGAGACAGCCGAGAUUGCACCUGAGCCUUCCGGCGAGACCUUCGAUGUACUUCAUCUCUCGGACUGGCAUCUGGACCCUCGUUAUGACAUCGGAUCGGAGGCAAACUGUACGGGCUAUCUUUGUUGUCGCCCUUACUCCCAGAAUGACAACCUGUUGACGUAUCGGAGUAAUGCUUCUCAACCUGCAUCACGAUUCGGAUCUUUCUUCUGCGAUUCACCAGCAGAUCUGGCGCUUUCGGCGUUCAGCGAUAUGCCCGACUUCGUUGACAUGGACGAGCUUGCCUUCACUAUUUUCACCGGAGAUAUUGUGUCGCACGACGCUGAAGACGUGCUCUCCCAGGCUUAUGUCGCCUACGAGGAAGAAAUGACCUAUCUAGUUUUCAAGAAGAUGCUUGGAAAGACGCCCGUAUAUGCCGCACUCGGCAAUCAUGAUUCACUCCCAACUGGCUACAAUUUGCCGCAUUCAAUGGAUAUUGACCCAAGCAACUCUAGCAGCAACAUCCAUCAAUGGAACUACGAUCUCGUAUCGUCGUUGUGGUCGAGGCACUCCUGGCUCAAUGACUCGGAGGCAGAGUUCGCCAAAACUCAUUAUGGUGCAUACGCCACGACUACUGCCCAGGGACUCCGUGUCAUCUCUCUGAACUCGGACUUCUGGUAUAAAGCUAACAUCUUCAAUUAUGUCAACGUCUCGAAUCCAGAUCCUUCCGGGAUCCUGAAAUGGCUUGCCGAUGAGCUCUCAGCGUGCGAGAGAAGAGGUCAGCGAGCCUGGAUCAUCGCGCAUGUCCUCUCCGGUUAUGAUGGCAGUGCGCCCUUGCCAAAUCCGACUGCGUUAUUCUACUCAAUUGUACGGCGUUUUUCGCCUGCAACGAUUGCUGCCAUUUUCUUUGGGCACACGCAUCAGGAUCAGCUGCAAAUCUUCUACGAUUUCCUGCCUUCCUCUCUACAAACAGGCUCCGAUACCGGUAAGCCUUCUACGCUGAGGGACACCACGUUAGUCGACUUCGACAGCCCUUUGCAGGUCUCGUAUAUCGGACCUUCGAUCACUCCCUUGACAGGCCUCAAUUCCGGCUACCGCGUCUACCAGGUUGAUGCAAAAACCUUCUCUGUCAUGGGGGCUCAGACAUACAUUGCCAACAUUUCAAACAGUCUGGCCUGGAAGAAACCCGUCUGGGAGUUUGAGUACGACACUCGAAAAGAGUACGCCAAUGAAGUUGAUGGAGGCGAAGCCGGAGUAGACUCCAAUGCCGUUGCAGGAAGGGGCGUGCCUUGGCCGUCGACGUCGCCCUUGAAUGCAACGUUCUGGCACCGCGUGACGGAGAAGAUGCUGACCCAGUCGAGCACGGCUUUUGACCAGGAAUAUGCUUCGCCCUCUUUGCUCGAUCUGUACAAUACGUACGAGUCAAAAUCGAGCUCAGCCAAGACCAGGCGUGGUGCGGGAGACAUUAGUCCCGUACAAAAGGUCUGUUUCAUUCGUGCUGGAAGUUGGGCAUUGGGUACUCAGUGUAACAAAGGACUUGGGAAUGAUGCGAGAGGAGAGCGUGAGAGAGCGUUCGGGAUGGUAUAGGCAUAUUGAUGAGGAGAAUGAGGAAGGGCAUGAACAAGGACGGAGCAAGGUUAAUUGAAAGCAUAGUUGUGAGUAAGGUAUUCUGACCUACCUAGAUGUACAAUAAUAAACCCCGGUAAAGCCAAUUUUGAGGCCUGGAGUGUGCCUAGAAACCCCUGUACUUGGCCUAGUGAGCCUAGUG